Molecule: messenger RNA, 525 nt
Organism: Anopheles cruzii
Lineage: Eukaryota; Metazoa; Arthropoda; Insecta; Diptera; Culicidae
Exons: 3
Coding region: 1-342 (113 amino acids)
Source: RefSeq, a predicted model, not a curated record
AUGCUCUCGUCAGCCCGUUUUCUGCGUGUUCUCGUCGUCGGCUCACUGGUAGCGACCGCGUGUGCCGCGGACGCUGAUAAAGUUGUGUUCCAGUUUCCGGAGUACGAUUACAAGGAAACCAGCAAGAAUGAAAUCACCUUCCGAGAGUUUGAAUCGGCCUGCGACCAACGGUGUGCCGGAUUCGAUGGAAUCGAGCGAACGAGAUGCGUCCGGGAGUGUGUGUCACCGUCCUGCUAUCAGGAGAUUUAUAAAUUCGAUGAGCUCGAGGAAGGAGAAAUCGAUGUGCGACUGAACUCGUUCCGUGCCUGCUUCAUGCAACGCCUGCAUCGGAACCGAGGCUAGGACCAGGGACACUCGCCGGCCGGAUAGAACAGAAACAGUAUUCAAAAUUCAACGUUGGUCUCAAUCAGUAAUGAUGGUUCACUUAGUUCAGUAUUCAAUCAAGUUGUGAAAGAAUCAAUCAAUUCGUUUUGUUUUUUUUCUCAAUAAAUAGUCACCGCAACGGUCAGUAUUCGGAUGUAGAUU